Messenger RNA from Periophthalmus magnuspinnatus, 2400 nucleotides. Its product is annotated as protocadherin gamma-A11. The transcript has a single exon. Gene Ontology annotation, molecular function: calcium ion binding. Bases 1 to 2400 code for a protein of 799 amino acids. NCBI's taxonomy places the organism in Eukaryota, Metazoa, Chordata, Actinopteri, Gobiiformes, Gobiidae. The record is from RefSeq and is a predicted model, not a curated record. Gene Ontology annotation, cellular component: plasma membrane. Gene Ontology annotation, biological process: homophilic cell-cell adhesion.
AUGGAUCAGCCUGUGCAUAUAUUUUGGUUGUUUUCCCCUCUAUUUGCUGUGUCGUAUGGUGAAGUCCGGUAUGCGCUUCCAGAAGAGUUGCAGCGUGGACACGUAAUUGGAAACGUGGCUAAAGAUCUAGGGCUGAGAGUUAAGGACCUUCGUGCUCGUGGAGCCCAUGUUGUUUCAGAAGGCACCGUUCGACUCUUUGAAAUGGACAUUUUGUCGGGAAAUCUGAUGAUCAGCCAGCGCAUAGACCGAGAGGAGUUGUGCGCACAAACUUCUGCCUGCACCCUGCAUUAUCAGCUCUUACUCGAGGAUCCGCUUCAAGCACACAGUAUAGUUUUGGAUAUUGGAGAUGUAAAUGAUAACAGCCCCGUAUUUGCAACUGAGGAAAUAAAGUUAGAUAUACUCGAAUCUACCGACACUGGACGAAGGUUUCCUCUAGAGAGCGCCCAGGAUCCAGACUUGGGUACUAAUUCUGUGCGUAAUUACAAAUUGAUCCCCAAUGAUCAUUUUAUUCUGGAAUACAGUGGUCACAUAAAUGGCCUAAUUUACCCUGAACUAGUUUUGAAAAAAGCUUUAGAUUAUGAAGCGCAAAGAGAACACAUAAUCAAAAUCAGUGCCAUUGACGGGGGAAAUCCAGCAAAAUCUGGGACGGCUUCUAUCCUUAUCCGUGUUUUGGACGUAAAUGACAAUGUCCCAGUUUUCACCCAGCGUGUUUACAAAGUUUCAGUACCUGAAAAUUCACCCCUAGGUACUACAGUUAUCAGACUAAACGCAACGGAUGCAGAUGACGGUCUGUAUGGGACUAUCACCUACUCCUUCCGUCACAAAAUGGAGGAGUUAUUUGAAAUUAAUCAUGCGAACGGAGAGAUCCUUGUAGCUGGUGUUAUUGACUUUGAGGAGGCGAAUAACUACGAACUAGAUGUGCAGGCAAAAGAUGGGGGUGGUCAGACAUCACACUGCAAGCUCAUAAUCGAUGUCACUGAUAUAAAUGACAACAAACCUGCGGUCGAAAUAAAGUCAGCCUCCACUAAUGUACUGGAAGACUCCAAACCUGGAACUAUGGUUGCUCUUAUCAAUGUGUAUGACUUGGACACGGGGAGGAGUGGGCAUGUUACAUGUGCAAUAUCAGAAGAUGUUCCUUUUAAACUUGUAUCAGAUGUAAAACAUUACUUUAUGUUAGUAACUGAUAACAUUUUAGACAGAGAAAUUCAAGAAAAAUAUGUCAUUAAGAUUGUGGCUACUGAUGGAGGUACUCCUGCUCUCUCGAGCUUCCAAAUACUAACCAUUACGGUCAGUGAUAUGAAUGACAACUCACCGACUUUUACGCAGAAUGACUAUACUGCAAGUGUUUUAGAGAACGAGCCAGUUGGCACUUUUGUUAUAGCAGUAAAAGCGGAAGAUCCUGACGCUUCCUCAAAUUCCAAAAUACAAUAUCAAAUUACAAAGCACAAAGACACAGAGGAUGGGUCAUUCUUUACUAUCAAUUCAGAAACAGGGGAGCUCUUCACUUCGCGUCCCUUUGAUUAUGAAAACUCUGUGCACUACAAAAUUAUCGUAAUAGCUCAAGAUGGGGGUAAACCACCUCUUUCCUCUAGCUGUACAGUUAAUGUUUUUAUCCAAGAUCAAAACGACAACACACCUGUUGUGUUGUACCCCGUUCAGGGCCGUGGGUUUAAUGCUGAAGAACUGGUUCCUGUUGACGCGCCCAAAGGUUACCUCGUUACUAAGGUGGUGGCAGUUGAUGGCGACUCGGGUCACAAUGCUUGGCUUUCUUACAGAAUCAUCACUGCAACUGAGCCUCAUUUGUUUUAUGUUGGCCAGACAACAGGCGAAAUUAGAACUGCUCGAGUAUUUAUGGAAAGCGAUGAACCGAAGCAUAGUUUGGUCAUUUUAGUGAGCGAUAACGGACCUUUGUCUCUCUCUGCUACGUGCACAGUCAACAUUAUAAUUACAUCUGGGUUACCAGUAUUAAAUGAAUUAUUUGAGUUUGAGGAAGAAUCUCAAGACAGCCAUAACUUAACGUUUCAUUUAAUCGUAGCGCUUUCGGUUAUUUCCUGUCUUUUUAUACUUUUUAUUGGUGGGUUUUUUUAUGCUAAACUUUAUAGGCCUCGUUCCAUUUACCGUUCAAAUAGCGCCACUCUGCCUGUUUUUCCUGCUACCUAUUGCCCGCCUUCUUUUACAGAACUGAGUCGUUGCGGGACUCUCUUUAAUGAUGAACGUUUUGAUUCAUUUUUGACCACUGGCUCCUGGAGAGGGGACUUUCGAUUCAGCUCAAACACAGACACAGACACGCUGAAGAAACGAAGUGCAGCUUAUCUGAAAAGCACGCUAGGGCGCACGAGUGCAGAGCAGUUUGCAGGUGUCAGUGCAGGUGUACAGCAUCCAUUCUACGUGGUUACGUAA